Molecule: messenger RNA, 839 nt
Organism: Amphimedon queenslandica
Lineage: Eukaryota; Metazoa; Porifera; Demospongiae; Haplosclerida; Niphatidae
Exons: 6
Coding region: 62-412 (116 amino acids)
Source: RefSeq, a predicted model, not a curated record
UGAUAAAAUUAGUAAGAUACUCAAAUUACAUUUUACAUUUUUACAAUCAAAAAUUAAAAAAAUGGGAAGCAUCACCACUGAAGAGUUUAACUCAGAGGUUGAACAAUUAAUUGAAACUGGAGAUGAGUCAUUGAAGGAUGAUCUAAAAUGUCUGCCUUUUAUAAGAAUGCACAGAGUUGUUAUGAAAUCAAGAUUUGAAGUAGGCUCUAUUAGACAAAAAUUGGAACAGUCACUGUCCUUAUACUGCAAUACAACUACUUCUGCAAAAAAAACCACGGAGCUUUUUUUACUUGAAAAUGAUGAAAAUGACAUUGUUAUUGAAAGUAUUAGUCAUAGCAGAAUACCAGUUGUCAGUUCAGCACCACUUAAGUUAAGAGAUUUACCAGCACAAAGCAUUUUACAAGCUACUUAAAACAGCACAGAGAAAUUGUUGAGAAAAACAUAGCUGACGUGGAGCAACAUUAUUUUGAACAGAGAAAAGCAAUGGAUGCUCAAGUUCAAGAAUGGAGGAAACAAGCUAAAUAUAAUAAGGAAAUGGUACAGUGUCAUUCUGAUUUAAUUGAUAAUCUGAAGAAGCAGAAAGUUCAUCUUUUAUCUCUAGCCAAUCAAUUUGGAAUUUACUUGUUUCCCAAGCAUUUACAAGAUGAAUAGCGUUAGUGUGUCAAACUGUCACUGUGGACUUUUGUUUUUUGUAGUUUUGGAUCUAACUAUAAUACUGAGUGAUUGUUACAAUAUAGAGUCUAGUGAUUGUGGUUCUAACUUAUGAUUUUGGCUUGCAUUUUGUCUGUAUAUGCUAUUAUAAUUUCAGCUGAUCACAAGUUUUUAAAGCAAACAAUAUA